AUGUCAGAAUACAACCGCGGACGCACCUCAGGACGGUCGGCGCUGGGGUACUGGGUGCCGCUGGUGAUCACUGUUGGAGUCGCGACAGCCGGACUCGCUGCCUGGGUCUGGAGCGAGCGCCAGAGCGAUGAUGACGAUGAGGGACUGGGCUACCAUGAUGGUAAUGCACCCAUCACCCUGGAGCCGGGUUCUGGGGAUACCCACUCGAGGGGUGUCACCACCGCCACCGACGACGGGAGCAUGAUAUCUCGUUUCCAGGGAGCCUGGCGUCGAACUCCCAGCCCCAAGCAGUUUUUCGAUGGCGCCAGCCAGUCAGUUGUUGCCGGGGUGGCUGCUGCCGGUGCUAUGGUUGGGGGCGCGUUAUCAUCCAUCCGUGAAGAGGGAGGAGGCGAGUAUGACGAUCAUGACCAGCACCAGCACCAGCACCAGCAGCAGGCGAGCGAGGAGUUUGCGACUCAACGCGGACCGGACGUAUCACACCAGGUUCAACCUGUUCCUGGCGCAUUGCUGACUGAUGCUGCGCUUACCUCUCAGUUACGUCAAGGGUCGAAAAAGGUCAAGACGGUGGCCAUCGUGGUGUCUUCCGUUUUGCCUGAUGGCGAUAUCGACGAGCAGGCCUCAGGUCACGCUUCAAUUCUGGCGCAUCUACCCGAGUACAUCGAGCCCGAAAAAUCUCGCAUCUUCGUCCUCAUAUAUGCGCCGGGUGUGCAGCCAUCUGCUGCCAUAGGGCAAUCUAGGCCAACCCUGUCAAUCACAUCUUCUUACUCCAACAUUGCGUCUGAGGAGGGAACCGGCGCAGAGUCUAGCGAGCUUGUGCCCUUGACUGCCGUUGACCCUGACCCAAUCACAUCGGACGAACCCAAGCACCCUUCCUCCCUCUACUAUACCCUUUACGCUCAGGCACAGGCGCUCGUGGAUAAUGAAACGAUGAUCAUGCCUUUUAGCACUCCAGGUGGCCACAUUUACAUCCUUCGCCACCUCUCUCCUGAAAUCGUGUAUAUCCAAGAGAGCCUAGCUGGCAACGACGGAGAAAGUGUCAACCAGAUUUCAGGUUGGGUCCGUCAGGUUGUUGUCGUCAUUGGCGACGAAGGUGGACGAGGUGGCCUCAUGGAUAGUGACGAUGAAUCCGCCCUUGUAGAUAAGGGAGAACGAUGGUGGCAGAAAGAAGGCGUCACCGGGCUCGGUAAACGAAUCACUGUCGUUGAUGGAGUUAGAAUUGGCGAAGAGUGGAAACGACGAGUUUGUGGUCACGAAUGA
This is a messenger RNA of Microsporum canis CBS 113480, 1257 nucleotides long. RefSeq lists its product as hypothetical. Lineage: Eukaryota; Fungi; Ascomycota; Eurotiomycetes; Onygenales; Arthrodermataceae. Bases 1 to 1257 code for a protein of 418 amino acids. The record is from RefSeq and is a predicted model, not a curated record. The transcript is spliced from 2 exons.